Molecule: messenger RNA, 2163 nt
Organism: Megalobrama amblycephala (Wuchang bream)
Lineage: Eukaryota; Metazoa; Chordata; Actinopteri; Cypriniformes; Xenocyprididae
Gene: cpdp
Product: CPD photolyase
Exons: 9
Coding region: 123-1820 (565 amino acids)
Biological process (GO): photoreactive repair
Molecular function (GO): deoxyribodipyrimidine photo-lyase activity
Source: RefSeq, a predicted model, not a curated record
UUGAGUGUUACAAAACUAGCUACACGUGAGAGAAGUAGUCUGCAGAAUUUGCCUUUUGUUUCAGUUGUUCGGGGAACAAAUCUUUCUGUUAGGUUCUAUUUUCCUAAUGCAUAGCCCAACGUAUGCAAAUUACCUUGCUGUUAUUAUCUGACGUCUAUCUGUGUAUGACUAGUUUGUAUUCGACGUGCUUGUACAUCAGACACAGCAGAAGAGCGCUGCUCCUCCGUGCCCUCAGCGAUCCUAACACAACUCUACUACAUUACAACAGCAUGUCUGUAAACAAGCGCAGCCUGAAGCGCCAGAAAGAGUCACCGAGCAGCAGCGCCGGGGGGAAACAGCCGAAGCUGACAGCCGAGAGAGGGAGAGAGUCCGGCUGGCUGCUGAAGGAAGUGACUGAGCUCCGCAAAGACGCGCAGGGAUGCGAGUUCAACAAAAAGCGCCUCCGCUACUUAUCAAGCACCCAGAAAAUCAAACAGGGCUCCGAUGGGGUCCUCUACUGGAUGUCUCGCGACCAAAGAGUCCAAGAUAACUGGGCACUGAUCUAUGCUCAGCAGCUGGCCUUGGUUGAGAAGCUUCCUCUGCAUAUCUGCUUCUGCUUGGUGCCUCGAUAUUUGGAUGCAGCUUACAGACAGUACGCCUUCAUGCUAAAAGGACUGCAAGAAGUGGCAAAGGAAUGCAAAAGCCUGGAUAUUCGGUUCCAUCUGCUGUCAGGAGAACCUGAGCAAAAUCUGCCAACCUUUGUUAAAAACUGGAACUUUGGAGCUGUUGUCACUGACUUUAACCCUCUCAGAAUCCCCCUCCAGUGGACUGAGACUGUUAAGAAGCACCUUCCGUCUGACAUCCCUUUCGUUCAGGUUGAUGCACAUAAUGUGGUGCCAUGCUGGGAAGCAUCUGAGAAGCUGGAAUAUGGAGCCAGGACAAUACGGGGCAAAAUCACUAAACUUCUCCCAGAAUUCCUCACAGAGAUUCCGCUUGUAGACACUCAUCCACACUCCUCUUCUCAAACAGCAAAGCCAGUAAAUUGGGAGAAGUUGUUGUCGUCUCUUGAGGUGGACCGGAGUGUUGGCGAGGUGGAAUGGGCUCAGCCUGGCACCUCUGCCGGCAUGGCCAUGUUGGAGUCCUUCAUUGACCAACGACUGCGUUUCUUUUCCACCCACAGGAACAAUCCCAACUGUGACGCUCUAAGCCAUCUCUCCCCCUGGCUCCACACCGGUCAGUUGUCUGCUCAGCGUGUCGUGAGGCAGGUCAAACAAGAAAAGAACGCCAGCGAGUCUGUGGCGUCUUUUACUGAGGAACUGGUGGUGCGCAGGGAGCUCGCUGACAACUUCUGCUUCUACAACCACAACUAUGAUGAUAUUUCAGGUGCGUACGAUUGGGCGAAGAAGACUUUGCAGGAGCAUGCUAAGGACACCAGACAGUACCUUUACACAAAAGAGCAGUUGGAGAACGCCAAGACCCAUGAUCAGCUGUGGAAUGCCGCACAGCGUCAGCUGCUGUCCGAAGGGAAGAUGCAUGGGUUUCUGCGCAUGUACUGGGCAAAGAAGAUCCUGGAAUGGACUGCCUCCCCUGAAGAAGCCCUCUCUAUUGCUAUAUAUCUGAAUGACCGUUUAUCUUUAGACGGCUGCGAUCCCAAUGGAUAUGUGGGAUGCAUGUGGUCCGUCUGUGGCAUCCAUGACCAGGGCUGGGCAGAGAGGCCCAUCUUUGGGAAAAUUCGCUAUAUGAAUUAUGCUGGCUGCAAGCGGAAGUUUGAUGUGGCCCAGUUUGAGAGGAAGUACGCUGCUAUGAAGAUCUCCAAAAAAGACACCAAAAAAUCUUUGUAGUUUAAUUUGUCAAAAUUCUGAAAACAAUUUUCAAUGAUUGUACUUGUUUUUCUCCAGACAUUUUUUUUUCUUUUUUAUCAAGUUUAUUAAUAAGAUGCUAUGUUUGUUAUUUUGCAUAAGUGCUAUUGUCUUUUUUUAAGUCUUGUGUUUACAUGUAGUACUUCUGAUAUUCUUUUUUAUGGAUCAUUGGACCUACAUCUGUGAUGUUACAAAGUACUUUAGGGUGAUGCAUCGUAGAUUUCAUAAAUGCAAUGUAUAGACAUUAUACUAUUGUAUUUCUGCCUUUUUAUGUGUAAUGGUGGAAGAAUCAUUCCACCAAAAAAUAAAAACUUUGUUACAAAUA